Molecule: messenger RNA, 911 nt
Organism: Fulmarus glacialis (Northern fulmar)
Lineage: Eukaryota; Metazoa; Chordata; Aves; Procellariiformes; Procellariidae
Product: proto-oncogene Wnt-3
Exons: 3
Coding region: 1-786 (261 amino acids)
Biological process (GO): canonical Wnt signaling pathway; multicellular organism development; cell fate commitment
Cellular component (GO): extracellular region
Molecular function (GO): frizzled binding; cytokine activity
Source: RefSeq, a predicted model, not a curated record
AUGGUCACAGGUGGAAGAGGUGAUGGACAGAGAUGCGCCACCACGCGAGAGUCUGCCUUUGUCCAUGCCAUCGCGUCGGCAGGGGUGGCCUUUGCUGUAACCCGCUCCUGUGCCGAGGGCACGUCCACGAUCUGCGGCUGUGACUCCCACCACAAAGGACCUCCAGGAGAUGGCUGGAAAUGGGGGGGAUGCAGCGAGGAUGCUGACUUCGGUGUGCUGGUGUCCCGGGAAUUCGCAGAUGCCCGAGAGAACCGGCCGGACGCCCGCUCGGCCAUGAACAGACACAACAACGAGGCCGGCAGGACGACCAUCCUGGAUCACAUGCACCUGAAGUGCAAGUGCCACGGUCUCUCGGGAAGCUGCGAGGUCAAGACCUGCUGGUGGGCCCAGCCUGAUUUCCGGGCGAUUGGUGACUACCUGAAGGAUAAAUAUGACAGCGCCUCUGAGAUGGUGGUUGAAAAGCACCGAGAAUCUCGGGGAUGGGUAGAAACUCUUAGGGCCAAGUAUGCUCUUUUCAAGCCGCCGACGGAGCGGGAUCUGGUCUACUAUGAGAACUCUCCCAAUUUUUGCGAGCCCAACCCAGAGACGGGCUCCUUUGGGACGAGGGACAGAACGUGCAACGUCACCUCCCACGGGAUCGACGGCUGCGACCUGCUGUGCUGCGGUCGUGGCCACAACACCAGGACUGAGAAACGGAAGGAGAAGUGUCACUGCAUCUUCCACUGGUGCUGCUACGUGAGCUGCCAGGAGUGCAUACGUGUCUACGACGUCCACACCUGCAAGUAAACCUAGGUAGGUCUCCAACUGAUGGGAGGUUGCUCCAGAGCAGGGCCGAGGGGUCCAUCAACCCUGUGAUCAGCCCCCACAUGGUGGCCUCACACUUCAGAGGAUGGCAUAAAAAAGUCCUAAUG